AUGGUUCACGGUCGCAACCUGGUCUACAACACGUGCUGGGAAGAUCCUCGGCUCGAUCGCGAGGCAAUGCAACUCAGCAACGACGACGAGGUGCUGGUCAUCACUUCCGCUGGGUGCAAUACGCUCGACUACCUGCUGGACGAACCUCGCCAUGUUCAUGCAGUGGAUAUGAAUCCCCGCCAGAACGCCUUGCUCGAACUGAAACUGGCCGGCAUUCGUACGCUGGACUACGUCACGUUCUUCCAAAUGUUCGGACAGGGCGCGUUGACCAACCAUCGCGAGGUCUAUUACGACGCACUCCGCCCUGCUCUGCCCGAAUCGGCUCAACUAUUUUGGGACCGGCGUAUCGAUUUCUUUUCAGGAGAGGGUUGGCGAACCAGCUUCUACUUCCAUGGAACCGCAGGUUUCUUCGCACGGCUGAUCAAUACUUACAUCGACCGCGUUGCCAAAGUGCGUGGCGAUGUGCUGGCCAUGCUCGAAGCUGGCUCACUCGAUCAACAACAAGCCAUCUAUCAAGGCUCCUUGCGAGAGGCCAUUUGGUCUCGAUCCAUGCGGAUGGCGCUUGGCCGUGAUGCGACACUCUCGCUACUGGGCGUCCCUCGCGCCCAACGUCAUCAGUUAGAGCAGGACUACCAAGGUGGUAUCGUGGCGUUCAUCGAAGAUAGCCUCGACUCAGUGUUCGGGCACCUGCCGCUAAUGGACAACUACUUCUGGCGCGUCUAUCUCACCGGACGCUACACCCCGGAAUGUUGUCCCGAAUAUCUCCGCCCCCACAAUUUCGCACGACUCAAGGCCGGGCUGGUCGAUCGCGUGAGCACGCACACCACGACCGUUCUCAACUUUCUCGAGAAUCACAACCGCCACAUCUCACGCUUCGUGUUGUUGGAUCACAUGGAUUGGCUCGUAAGCAAUGCCUACGACGUGCUGCAGGCUCAAUGGGCAGCCAUUCUCAACAACAGCACCCCGGAUGCACGCAUCUUGUUUCGCAGCGGUGGGCUAUCGAGUGAAUUUGUUGACCGAGUGGAAACCACUGUAAACGGUCAGACCGCUCGGGUAGGUGAGCGGUUGGAAUACAACCGCGAACUGGCCGAUCGCUUACACCCAAUCGACCGCGUUCACACAUACGGCAGUUUCCACAUCGCGAAUGUGUUAGCAGCCGAAUACGAUGACUUCCGCAAGCGGUUGCUCUCCGGUCGUGAAGACUUGUUUGCCGCAAUUGAUGUUCCCGAGGGUGGCGUUUGGGUUGAUAUGGGAGGCGGCACCGGUUCGAACUUGGAACUCUUGGGUGACCGAAUCGAACAACUCAGCAAAGUGUAUGUUGUUGAUUUGUCGUCCUCACUCCUCGAACAGGUUCGACAUCGGGCUGAGCAAAGAGGGUGGGAUCAUGUCGAGGCCGUGCAGGCCGAUGCCACGACAUUUACGCCACCGGAAGAACAAGUGGAUCUGGUGACCUUUUCCUAUUCCCUCACCAUGAUCCCCGACUGGUUCGCCGCGCUCUCACAUGCCAGGCAACUGCUACGACCCGGGGGGCAAAUCGGCGUGGUCGACUUUUACGUUUCGCGAAAGUAUCCGGAUUCGGAAAUGCACCGCCACGGUUGGCUAAUCCGUACAUUCUGGCCAACCUGGUUUGCUAGCGACAACGUUCAUCUCAGCCCCGAUCACUUGCCCUUCUUGAGACACCACUUCGCUCAGCAACAGCUCUCGGAAUGCAUGGGAAAAAUUCCACUCUUCCCGCUGGUGCGUGCUCCGUACUAUUGGUUCUUAGAAUCCGUCGCUCGUCUGACGAUGGCACCGAUGGGCGAUGGUCUAGCCAUACGCGCCCGACUCUCGAUGUUGAGGAAUGUCAUGUUACGCAAUGCCCGCACCUGGAUCGCCCUGGCUGUCAUCGCCGGUGGAAUUACGGCGGCGGUGAUGUUGCCCAAAGAAAAGACGCCGUCCGGGGCCCCUGAAAGGCAAGGGUCCGACGACCUCGUGCGUCGUGACUUCGAUUUUGAAGAGGCGAUUGCUCAGGCUCACGACAGCGAGCCCGCGGCUGCAGCCCCACCGGCGACGCCUGCCCAAACGCCUCUUGGCUCGGGCCCAUCUCCGUUGGAUGUGCAUUCACCCCCCCCCCGGCUCGACGACUCGAUCCCCAACGACGGCGGAGUUGGCCAGCACCGUCUCUCCCCGGAGGUAUUCCAAGAUUUGGCACAGCGGCCCAUGGGCUCAGCUUCGGCGGACGACGACCCUUAUGCCGCAAAAGAACCGAUCCAACACAAGAUCAUUGAUGGCGAUACCCUGCGUUCGCUUGCGAAACGAUACCUGGGCGAAGAAUCGCGAUAUCUGGAAAUCUUCGAAGCAAAUCGCGAGCAGCUCAGCAGCCCUGAGGUGUUACCGAUCGGCGCCGAGUUGCUGAUUCCGCUAACUCCCCCGCCGAUGCCAACCGCUGCAGCUCCCCGUGUCGAAGCCGCUCCCGUUUCCUUGGGGCUCGGCGUGCCGCCUGUUGAUCCGUCUGCCAACUCGGCGGCGCCUAUGGUCGAGAUCCCACCUGGAUCAUUACGAGCGGUACCCGCCGAGGCAGGGGAAUCGCCGCGUACCUAUCGCGUGAAGGAAGGCGAUACGUUGGUCUCGAUCGCCCGCCGGCUUUACGGCGAUGGGGCGAAGUACCGCGAGAUCUUCGAAGCCAAUCGCGAGGUGCUCACCAGCCCAAACCGACUGCCUACGGGGGUGCUACUUCAGAUUCCCUAA
Molecule: messenger RNA, 2727 nt
Organism: Cladocopium goreaui
Lineage: Eukaryota; Dinophyceae; Suessiales; Symbiodiniaceae
Source: the annotation of a GenBank genome assembly